GGGCACGCGUUGGUGUGAGAUGAGAUCACCCGUACUGGACGGAUUAGAGUAGAAAUUCUGGUCUGCUUAAUAACGUCACCCAUACAUUAACGCCGUCAGCUUUUGAUUUCGUUUGAUAAUUUAAUAGUGACCACAUGUUGACAAGAUCGGACGGACCACAGGCAGGCUUUGAGGGACUCUUGUUUGGGCUUGGUGGAAGGAGUGAUUGUUUAAAGGCUGUUCUUUAUCUGCUUCUUCUGCAUAUAACGUUACGGUGACUUCAGCAGAUCAAAACAUUUCUGCCUGCACAAAUCCGUUUCCAGGAUCAAGACCUUCUAAAACAGUGAAGGAUGAAUCACCUGUCAUUGAGUGAGCUGUGUUGCCUUUUUUGCUGUCCACCAUGCCCGAGCAGAAUAGCCUCCAAGUUGGCCUUUCUUCCACCUGAACCCACCUACACCCUGAUGUGUGAUGAGAGUGGCAGCCGUUGGACACUCCAUCUUUCCGAGCGUGCGGAUUGGCAAUACACAGCCCGGGAGAAGGACGCUAUUGAAUGCUUCAUGACCCGGACUUCUAGAGGGAACCGCAUCGCCUGUAUGUUUGUGCGAUGUUCCCCCAAUGCUCGCUACACCUUGUUGUUUUCACAUGGUAACGCUGUAGACUUGGGUCAGAUGAGUAGUUUCUACAUUGGCCUGGGCUCCCGGAUCAACUGUAAUGUGUUCUCCUAUGACUAUUCGGGCUAUGGGGCGAGCUCAGGGAAGCCUUCAGAGAAGAAUCUGUAUGCUGAUGUGGAUGCAGCCUGGCAUGCACUACGAACAAGGUCCAUGAUCUCUUCACCCAGUGCUUUGUGGUAGUGCAGUCAGCUGACUGAAGCAAUCAUGCGCUUUAUAAUAAGGCAUGGAAUGUGUACACACUGCCCCCUAGGAAAACCGAGCCGUCCACCACCAUCUGCAUGUUUCCAGAGCUUAUUGGAUAAAGUCACGUUGUUUGCUGAUUUAAAAACUAAUGUUGCCGCCCACUUCCCUCUACAAGAGAAAUGAAUCUCUGAUAAUUGAAUUGAACGUCUUACUGGAUUUCUGGAAAGCGUCUUUGUGUAUGGCUUUUUACUGCAGACAGCAAUUGAUUAAUUCCUGACUCUCAUGCAGGGAACUAAAGUGCUUCACUGAUGUCAUCUAGUUCACUGUUCCUCACUCUUGAAUACAUUAUGCAAACACUCACCAACCCCUUUAUCAGGUAAACCUGGCCAGAAUCCUUUUACCUAUAGAACAAUCAUAAUUUCUGCCAUAGAUUUACCAAGGUGCUGGAAAUAUUUUUCAUGGAUUUUGGUCCAUAUUUCCAUUUGUAGCAUCGUUUGUCGACUGCACAUCCUGUUCUACCAAAUACUAAAGGUCUUUUGAGUUUAGCAAACUCAUGUGAACUCAUUACAUG
This is a messenger RNA of Danio rerio (zebrafish), 1404 nucleotides long. RefSeq names its product abhydrolase domain containing 17B, depalmitoylase (gene abhd17b). The record is from RefSeq and is marked validated. NCBI's taxonomy places the organism in Eukaryota, Metazoa, Chordata, Actinopteri, Cypriniformes, Danionidae.